AUGGCCUCGGAUGUUUCCUCUCUGGGCUCUGGGAACCCCGGCCCGGGGGCGUCGGCUGGAGGAGCCAUCCAGAGAGCCAACAAGAGGAGGCCUGGACUUGAUUUUGAUGAUGAUGGAGAAGGGAACAGUAAAUUCCUCAGGUGUGAUGACGACCCGAUGCCCAACGACAAGGAGAGAUUUGCCAGGUCUGAUGAUGAGCAGAGUUCAGCGGAUAAGGAGAGACUUGCCAGGGAAAAUCACAGCGAGAUCGAGCGCAGGAGGAGGAACAAGAUGACUGCCUACAUCACAGAGCUCUCUGACAUGGUGCCCACCUGCAGCGCCCUGGCCCGCAAGCCCGACAAGCUGACCAUCCUCCGCAUGGCUGUCUCCCACAUGAAGUCCCUGAGGGGCACGGGCAACACCUCCACUGAUGGCACCUACAAACCCUCCUUUCUCACUGACCAGGAACUCAAACACCUGAUCCUGGAGGCAGCUGAUGGCUUUCUGUUCAUAGUCUCCUGUGAGACUGGGAGGGUGGUCUACGUCUCAGACUCAGUGACCCCAGUCCUGAACCAGCCUCAGUCCGAGUGGUUUGGCAGCACCCUCUACGACCAGGUUCACCCCGACGACGUGGGCAAGCUGAGGGAGCAGCUCUCCACCUCAGAGAAUGCCCUGACAGAAGGAACCAAACCCUGGUGCCUUUCUAACAAGGAUCCUGCCGCCCCCCCUGAGAAUGCAUCUAAAGGUCGUAUCCUGGAUUUGAAGACUGGGACUGUGAAGAAGGAAGGCCAGCAGUCCAUGAGGAUGUGUAUGGGCUCACGAAGAUCCUUCAUCUGCAGAAUGAGGUGUGGCAGCAGCUCGGUGGAUCCCGUCUCUGUGAAUCGGCUCAGCUUCAUGAGGAAUCGCUGCAGGAACGGUUUAGGGGCGGCGAAAGACGGCGAACCCCACUACGUGGUGGUGCACUGCACGGGUUACAUCAAAGCCUGGCCCCCUGCAGGGGUUUCACUGCCAGAUGAUGACCCAGACGCUGGCCAGGGCAGCAAGUUUUGCCUUGUGGCUAUUGGCAGACUCCAGGUGACGAGCUCACCCAACUGCACAGACAUGAACAACGUUUGUCAGCCAACAGAAUUCAUCUCCAGGCACAACACUGAAGGGAUUUUCACCUUCAUAGAUCAUCGCUGCGUGGCUACAGUGGGCUACCAGCCACAGGAACUUCUGGGGAAGGACAUUGUGGAUUUCUGCCACCCAGAAGACCAGCAGCUUUUAAGGGACAGCUUCCAGCAGGUGGUGAAGUUAAAAGGUCAGGUGCUGUCGGUCAUGUUCCGCUUCCGAUCCAAGACCCGGGAGUGGCUCUGGAUGAGGACCAGCUCCUUCACCUUCCAGAACCCCUACUCAGAUGAGAUCGAGUACAUCAUCUGCACCAACACCAACGUCAAGAACUCCAGCCAGGAGUCUCGGCCUGCCCUGUCCAACUCCCUGCAGAGGCCCCAGCUGGGGCAGAGCGUGAGCCUUCCCCUGGAGAUGGGCACAGCCCCUCUGCCCUCAAGGCAGCAGCAGCAGCCACCACAACAGACAGAGCUGGAAGUGGUCCCUGGAAGGGAGAGCCUGGCUGGCUACGACCACUCCCAGGUGCCCGUCCAGCCCGUGCCUGCUGCUGGCCCAGAGCACAGCAAGCCCCUGGAGAAGCCUGAGAACCUUUUUAACCAAGAGAGGGACCCCAGGUUCAGUGAAAUCUACAGUGGCAUCAGUGCAGACCAGAACAAAGCCAUUCCUGCCAGCACUGUGCCUGCCAACCAGCCCCUCUUCACCCAGGGCAACUCCUUCACCCCAGCACGACCCACAGAGAACUUCAGGUGAG
Messenger RNA from Merops nubicus (carmine bee-eater), 1837 nucleotides. RefSeq names its product aryl hydrocarbon receptor nuclear translocator (gene ARNT). The record is from RefSeq and is a predicted model, not a curated record. The annotation marks the transcript as partial. Gene Ontology annotation, cellular component: cytoplasm; nucleus; transcription regulator complex. NCBI's taxonomy places the organism in Eukaryota, Metazoa, Chordata, Aves, Coraciiformes, Meropidae. Gene Ontology annotation, biological process: regulation of transcription by RNA polymerase II. Gene Ontology annotation, molecular function: RNA polymerase II cis-regulatory region sequence-specific DNA binding; protein dimerization activity; DNA-binding transcription factor activity, RNA polymerase II-specific. The transcript has 18 exons.